This is a messenger RNA of Nymphaea colorata (pocket water lily), 854 nucleotides long. Its product is annotated as ADP-ribosylation factor 2. Gene Ontology annotation, molecular function: GTP binding; GTPase activity. Gene Ontology annotation, cellular component: cytoplasm. The transcript has 7 exons. Gene Ontology annotation, biological process: vesicle-mediated transport; intracellular protein transport. The record is from RefSeq and is a predicted model, not a curated record. NCBI's taxonomy places the organism in Eukaryota, Viridiplantae, Streptophyta, Magnoliopsida, Nymphaeales, Nymphaeaceae. Bases 142 to 687 code for a protein of 181 amino acids.
UCUCAAUGAAUACUUCCACAAAAAGGGCGCCCACCUUUGUUAGCGCUUCUCUCUCUCUCUCUCUCUCUGCGCGAAGGAACUGUUCGACGCUCUUCCUUCAUUUCUGGGCUUAUUGGAUAGAAGAAGGGCGUCGGGAGAGAGAUGGGGCUGACUUUUACAAAGCUGUUUAGCCGGCUUUUUGCCAAGAAAGAAAUGCGUAUUUUGAUGGUUGGUCUUGAUGCGGCUGGUAAAACCACGAUCCUCUACAAGCUCAAGCUAGGUGAAAUUGUUACCACGAUCCCCACAAUCGGUUUUAAUGUAGAAACUGUGGAGUACAAGAACAUUAGCUUCACAGUGUGGGAUGUUGGUGGUCAAGACAAGAUUCGUCCAUUGUGGAGGCAUUACUUCCAAAAUACACAGGGCCUUAUCUUUGUUGUUGACAGCAAUGACAGGGACCGUAUUAUUGAGGCAAGGGAUGAGUUGCACAGGAUGUUGAAUGAGGAUGAGUUGCGUGAUGCUGUUUUGCUUGUAUUUGCAAACAAACAAGAUCUCCCAAAUGCGAUGAAUGCAGCGGAGAUAACUGAUAAGCUUGGCCUUCAUUCCCUCCGCCAACGCCACUGGUACAUCCAGAGCACGUGUGCAACUUCUGGAGAAGGUUUGUACGAGGGACUGGACUGGCUCUCCAACAACAUUGCCAACAAGGCCUGAGGUCUCUGCGUCGUGAUUUCCACUGUCUUCGUGGAUAUAAGAUCAGUGCGUUUUUCUGUUCCCGUGUUCAGGUGGUUGAUCCCGUUACGAUGAUUAGGAGACUAUGCUGUGACUAAUAUAGCUUUUACAGUAGUGGAUUUUGAUCUAUAUGAAGGACCUAUUAUAUA